Penicillium samsonianum is the source of this 2133-nucleotide messenger RNA. RefSeq names its product cell envelope integrity TolA family protein. Bases 1 to 2133 code for a protein of 710 amino acids. The record is from RefSeq and is a predicted model, not a curated record. NCBI's taxonomy places the organism in Eukaryota, Fungi, Ascomycota, Eurotiomycetes, Eurotiales, Aspergillaceae. The transcript has 2 exons.
AUGCCAUUGAUUCCUUAUACACGAUGUCUCGUUCGCUGCGCGCCCCCCCCCUUGGGGGGGAUCAACUACUAUAUUGGUGAAGUGGAGGAGGAGGAGGAAAUCAGAGAGAAGGAGAGGAGGAAUGGUAUGGCUCGAUCUGGUGAAUUUGAUUCUGAAGUCAAUGUGGGCAACCACGGCGAUGAUAAAGGUCAUGACCCAGAGUGGAGGGGUUCUGGCAAGUCUGAUUCUGAAGUCAAUGUGGGCAACCACGGCGAUGAUAAAGGUCAUGACCCAGAGAAGGGGGGUUCUGGCAAUUGUGAUUCUGAAGUCAAUGUGGGUAACCACGGCGAUGAUAAAGGUCAUAACCCAGAGAUGGUUGGGAGGAAUACAGGGAAGAGCGGUAUAGGUGGACCAGGGAUCAAUAUGGGCAACUACAGCGAUGAUGAUAUGGAUGAGGAUGAUAUGCUGGACGAUGAUGAUAUGCUGGAUGAUGACGAAAACACCAAGGAGGAUUUGCAGGACCAAGUUAGGGUUGAGGAGAUUGGAGAUGCGUUGGAAGACGUCGUGAGUGGACCGGAGGGCGAAGACGUGGAUAUCGUCCGUGAGGAGAUUGUGAUCCCUGAUAGCCAGGAUGAUCCGGAGAUUGUCAUCCCUGACAGCCAGGAUGAUCCGGAGAUUGACGACGAGAUUAUCAGUGAUCGACUACGGCUGAAAAUGCGAGCUGCAAUUCAAUGUCUACAAGAAUAUAGCAGAGACACCAACUUGAACAGUUUGAAUAUGGACGAAAGGCCUUUGUGUCUAGCCUACUGGCACCUGUUGAAUUGCAUCGAUGCUGACUUGAUCACGCAGCGGUUGAUGGACGCAAUUCCCCAGGUGGUACAAAAUUUGUUUGAGAAGGAUCUGAUCACUCUGGAGGAUUGGCUUGCGUUGCCUAAUGCGGAGACGGAAGGCCGGACGGGAAUAUAUGUGUUUAUUGUGGUGGAGGAAGAAACCAAAGAAGGUGAUCUCAUUCUCGCAAUAUACGUGGGAUCGACUAUAGAAAUUCGGGUUCGAGUUGGAACACACAGGAAACCGGGAACAUGGUUAAGGAAUCGGAGGUCACUGCUGUACAAGAAACUUGGGCAAGGAAAGAAAGCGUACGCUCGGGUUCUGGCCGCUUUCAAUACUCCUAUCCAACGAGGGUAUCUCAAUCUUCUGGAAGGGUUGUUCAUUAUCUUGCUGGGGAGUCUAGAGAAGCCGAUGUUCUCUCAUCGAUAUGUUAGACCCUGCGUUUGGUCCCUUAUUCAGGUUAUCCGAGAGAGAAUUAGUAUUCCUUGGGGGAAAAACACUUUGGGGUUGAACUUGGCGUUCCCUUUGUUGCAAGGGUUCUACAACAAAGGUGCUAACGAGAUGUCACCCUGUGUUCACUGUGGGAUGAUGACUGGAUCUCACAAAGACAGGAUGAUGAUGGAAGGUACUGAAGAGAGCUUUCAUAUCCAAUUCCACCGGUUUUGCGAAUACCCCGGUGACCCACUGGGUGGUUAUCGCUGCUCCUGGUGUCAUCGUUUCAGCAUAAGGAAUGGGAGGCUGCCAAAUGAAGAGGAGAUAGAGAAGAGAAUGACCUGGUGUCUGUUGAUGGGAAAGUUGAAAUGGAGCCGAGAAGAUCCCAAGAGUGGGUACGAAUUCAGAUGUGAUCGAUGCGGCGCAAUCGAUGGAUCGGAUCGCCAUCUAAGCGUCAGAGAUUCGUGCUGCAUUUUGUGUAACCCGUGUGCGUGGACAAUAAGAAACGAGGCGAAAUCCAAGAUGCCGAUAGAGCCAGAUGCGAAGGAACUACAAAACGAGAGGCGGAGGAAGCGAUACAGAGAGCAAAUGGAGGACCCAGAGAAGAAGAAGAUGUAUGACGAGAAGAGGAUGGAGCGGACGGCAAAGAGAAGGGCGGACCCAGAAAAGAGGAAGAAGGAUGCCGAGAGGCGGAGGGUGCGGAGGAAAGAGCAAAUGGAGGACCCAGAGAAGAAGGACAUGUUAAGACAGAAGGGGAGGGAUGCGUACAAAAAGCGAAUGGAGGACCCAGAUGCGAAGAAGAGAAGUAACGAAAUGGCUGCGGCGAAUAAGAGAAAGAGAAGGGCGGCCCUAAAGGAGAAGGAGAAGGUAAACACGGAUGAAGAAAUGGCUUGA